UCACAGUCGAUAUCACAAACAUAUAAAGUAUGUAUAUACAUGUCAAAUUCUUGGCUUCUGGUGUGUUUUCGUUUUUUGUUUAAUUUUGUUACAUCUGUGUUGAAUCACAGCAACUUUAUUUUUAGCGACGUUUGCAAACCUGUAGAAGCGAGGUGAGUGAGCUUAGCAUAGUUUGAGCUAACUGUGUUUUACCAAGUUUGUACGCCGCCAUUAAUCAAACCGGGGAGGUUUCGGAUCGCACAGAGUGGUUGUCUGUUCUGGGGAUAAUGAAAUUCAUUUAAAUAACUAAAUAAAAAUCCUCGAAGGGAAGGCCGACGCUACAACGUAUCGUUUUAUUUGUUUCCCUCCAGACAACGGCAGCUAAGUUAGCCGGCUAAACUGUGACACCACGCUGCUCUCUGCGGUUUAAAAUGUUUGGUUCUUCAAGAUCCGGUGGGGUCCGAGGGGGCCAAGACCAGUUCAACUGGGAUGAUGUGAAAGUGGACAAACAUAGAGAAAACUAUCUCGGGAACUCUUUGAUGGCUCCGGUAGGGCGAUGGCAAAAAGGAAAAGAUCUUACAUGGUACUCAAAAGACAAAAAAGGUGCAGCUUUGUCCAAAGAUGAUGAACUUGCUGCAGUCAAAGCUGCAGAGCAUGAAGCACUGAUGGCUGCUCUAGGACACAAGAGCAUAAAGAGACAACCAACAGGCCUGACCAAGGAGGACCUUGUAGACGUGUGCAGGAGGGAAGAGGCUGAUGGCGAGGAACGAAAUGUAGACCGUGUCUUAGGAUUGGGGAGUUCCAGUGCAGGGUCACGCAAGCUCAUGCUCACCCAAAAGGAAAAGGAGGCAGCUAAAAUUGGGUUGCCAGUUUUCACACACCACAAUACUGAGGGUCGUCCAGCAGCCUCUGCAACAACGACAUGUGAGAGCGCAGUGAAGGAGGAGGUAGACCGCACAAACGAGAGCAAAAAGAAAAAGAAAGAAAAGAAGAACAAAAAGGAGAAAAAGAAGAAGGAAAAAAAGAAGAAAAGGCAAAGAAGAGAUUCGGCCAGCUCAGACUCGGAGGACAAGAGAAAGAGGCACAGAAAGGACCACCACCACCAUCAUCAUAAUCCAUCACUCCACAGUCAGAGCGGAGCCAGACCCCCUCAUAGCCAUUCAAGCCAGGGACUAAAAGCAGAGUCUCACCCCUCCCGUCUCCAUCACCGACCACUGCAGCAUGACACAGACUCCUCUGAUGGGGUGUCUCCUGUCCCCCAUAACCUCGUCAGCCACAAGACGGCCCCUGAUGGUGCCACACAAAGCCACAGGCGGCGUCAUGACACAGACUCGGACGAUUAAUGUCCUCCCCACCCCCUCAAUCAAAGAUGCAUAACGCAGUCAGAGCACUCCACAGCAGCUCCAGCGACCCUGAAGACCUCUUUAACACCGAAUGGGAAAACAGACUGCAGAUGGAGAUGUGUCAUGUGUCCAUCUAACACGCUUUGGGCACAUUUAACUUCUUUAACCAAUCAGUUGGCCACGGCACACUGUUUCUUUGUGCUGUUUUGUUUUUGA
Messenger RNA from Thalassophryne amazonica, 1538 nucleotides. It is a transcript of the gene c12h1orf35, whose product is annotated as chromosome 12 C1orf35 homolog. The coding region runs from base 411 to 1322 and encodes 303 amino acids. The record is from RefSeq and is a predicted model, not a curated record. Lineage: Eukaryota; Metazoa; Chordata; Actinopteri; Batrachoidiformes; Batrachoididae. The transcript is spliced from 8 exons.